Molecule: messenger RNA, 2370 nt
Organism: Acyrthosiphon pisum (pea aphid)
Lineage: Eukaryota; Metazoa; Arthropoda; Insecta; Hemiptera; Aphididae
Product: polyhomeotic-proximal chromatin protein-like
Exons: 2
Coding region: 541-2082 (513 amino acids)
Source: RefSeq, a predicted model, not a curated record
CUAAUGUUAUGUCGAAAAAAUAUCUUAGCAAAAUAAUAGAAUAAAAAUAUAUUAUGAUACAUUAAAAUGCAUUCAUAUCGGAUGCUAUAUUUAAUAAGAUUAAAUAUUUUUAAAAACACCUAAGAAUGUUAAUUCAUAAGAGUCACGGAAUGCAAUCGGUACAUCAUUAUUAUUAAAUUAUUUUGUUUAUGAUUAAGUUGAUAGUGUUACUGUUGCCAGCAGACAAGGUAAUAAAACAAAAAAUAUUAUAGUAAAUGAAAAGCGGACUAUUCGAAAAUUCGAUGUAAUAAUACCAAUAUAUUAUUAUUAAGUAUGUACCCAUAUAUUAUCGAUAUACAUGAAGCUAUCUCAUUAACAAAAACUGUUAAUUAUCGAUUAGGUCCCACCGAUUGGACUCACCGUGAUAUUACCGUGAAGUACGAACAUAUAUAAACCUUAUUGGUGUUCGUAAAAUGUAUCAGUCGACUUCGGUAGAGCUUCACAGAACAUACAUAUACUACAUGGUCAUAUAGACAGGAGACUUAUACAAACAAUAAAACAAUGGCAUACGAGAUGUUCUCCGUCGGGAUUAUUGUGCUCGCUUUAGUCGGUAUGAGCUUGUGUCAACAACAGCAACAAUUCAACGCUGGUUUACCGUCACAAUACUUGCCAUCCACCUUGUCACAGGGAUCCUUCCAGGCGUCACUGGGAGGUGUCCAACAGGCACAGACCAAAUUCGAAGACAUCGAAAGUCAAUCUGACAAACUAUCGUUUUCAAACUUGGAACAACCAAAGUCUUACCAAGAUGCUGUGCAACAACAAAAUCUAGCUCAAUCAUACCAGACAGCUUUCGGAAACACUGGUGUGCAGUACUCAACUGGUACGCCAAACUCUUACCGUGGCAAUCAAGAUGGCCAACAGUACUACGUGCCAGCCACUCAACAGUCAGCCGAACCUCAAUUCAUUACCAAGGAAUCGUACUCGACGUCCUUACCGGUAGUCAUCCCCGCGGCCACCCCAUCACAGAUUCAACCAGACUUCAAACAACAAUUCACCACCCCCACUCAAACUCAACAAGAUAUCUUUGGCACCGACGCUGCUCAUGCUCAACAUGAGUACAGUCAUCAUCAAGACUACAGAAAUCAACAUUUACCUUCCCUUGCUCAAGUUCAAGUAGAGUACAAACAACAGGUCGCUGCUCUUGAACAAGCGCAACUUGAGUACAAAAAACAGUUCGCCGCUAUAAGUCAGAUUCAACAAGAACUUAAACAACAGUUCGCUGCACCAAUCGAGGCUCAACAUGAAUUGAAAAAACAGUUUUCCGCUCUUGUACAAGCUCAAAAAGAUUACAAACAACAGUUCGCUGCUCUAAAUGAGGCUCAACAAGAACUUAAACAACAGUUCACUGUACCGGUUCAGGUUCAACAAGAAUUAAUACAACAGUCCACCGCGCUUGCACAAUCCCAACAUGAGUUUACCAAACAAUUUUCCGCUCUUGCACAAGCUCAACAAGAGUACAAACAACAGUUCGCUGAACUUGCACAAGCUCAACUGGAGUUCAAACAACAAUUCGCCGCACUUAUCCAAGCCCAAAAAGAACUUAAACGAGAGUUCGUAGCCCCAAAUCAGAUAUAUCAUGAACACAAACAGCAAUUCACUACCCCAGCUCAACAAGUAUACAGACAAUACGCCGUACCACAUCAGGGUGGACAAGACUAUAGACAACGAUUCGUUGUUCCAACACCCGCAUAUCUAUUCAUACAAAAAUCAACCGCCUCCACUGCCACUGGUCCAAUAAAUUACUCGUACGUCGCCCAGUACCCGGCCACCCAGACCAAAUCCCAAACAGUCUCUGCCAUCCAACCAAAAUUACAGUACGCCACCAUCCCUCAACAGAACUACCACACCGUUCCCUCCGAACAGAUCACCGUCACCGAACAGCCACGUGUCCAACAGUCAGAAACAAACCAAACGUCGUCAGGAGUUGCCAUAUCUACCACACCAACCUCAUUGAAAGAAUCGGUUACCUACAAGUCUGAAUCAACACCAACACCGCGACAACAACCCAAAGUUCCAGAUAGUGACCUCAGAAUCAUCGCUUAGAAGUUACACAUGAUAGGGCAGUAUAUAAUAUAUAUUAGUAUAUACUCAGUAUAAUCAUUAACGUGAUUACACGUCAGUAUAAUUAUAUUAUUUAUUAUUAUUAUUAUUAUUACAUUUUGUAUUAUAUAGGGUAGGUAUUUAUUUUCGGUAUUAUUUCCGCACACUAUAGCUGGCAGGUUUUCACUUUGCAGUGUGCUUCUCGUGUUUGCGUGAAUAUUCCAUUAAAAAAAUUAUUUAUUAAAAUGUUUGUUGUUUAUUUGGUUUUAAAUAAAUGUCUAAAUACUUAAA